Mycena citricolor is the source of this 774-nucleotide messenger RNA. NCBI's taxonomy places the organism in Eukaryota, Fungi, Basidiomycota, Agaricomycetes, Agaricales, Mycenaceae. The record is from the annotation of a GenBank genome assembly.
AAAUAUAUGACGAGACUGGUGAGUCAUCGCGGGAAUGAGAAGAAGAAGCGGAGGCGGCCUGCUCACGGCAUAUGCGACUUACUUGAGACCCCAGCCCUGAUUGUCGGUUUAACGAUACAACGAGCAGCGCACAGAACAUAUAGGAAGAGACGCUAUGAGUGUGCGGUCUCGUCAUCGUCGUCCUGAAGUGGGCUGACGCUAUGUCGGUGACCAUCGAUCUGAAAAGUGUAAGCAUUAUGACUGUCCUAGGGAACACACAAUAUGAAUGACUCAACUGGCGGUCUAUUCUGGGGUCUUAAGCAGGGCUUAAAGCCCUUGCUCGACAGUACCUGGCAUUACAAACUCCACCUCUCACAGCCCGGCUUUACUCCCCACUCCAACUCUUACCCCGAUGGCCCUCACCCACGUCGUCUCCUUCAAAUUCAAAUCCACCGUGACAGAAGCUCAGCGCCAGGAAAUCUACGAGAGCCAGCUUGCGCUUGCCACGCGAUGCCUCUCCGCCGCGCCGGAGAGCAAGCCGUACAUCCACAGUGUGGUGGGCGGGCCGAAUGUGUCUGCCGAAGGUUACGACAAGGGAAACCACUUCGCGUUCGUUAUGGUAUUCAACAGCAUGGAAGACUUCAAUUACUACGACAAAUCGGAUCUGGUGCAUGAAGCAUUCAAGACUCGGGUCCUACCCUUGUUAGAGGACGCCUUUGUGUUCGACUUUGUUGCGUAGAGACUAUGGACGAAAAACAAUUGAAUUCUGGGCAAUUUAUAAUAAGAACACUGGAA